GGACCAAAGUUUAAGUUGUCUCUGCAGAUUUGGACCGUUUUGGAGGUUACUGAGGAUUCUCAAUCCAUUUCUGACAUGUUGAUGGUUUAAAAACUGCAGUUUUAAGCAACAUUGGCCAUAUUUGUACUCUGUGGGCUGAUUUAUAUUCAUUUUGGGUCGAUUUUGAAGAUUUAGGGAUCACAGUACCUUUCCUCACCCCAUCCCGUAUCCCAGCCAUCAGCUGAUUUAAAUGACCGUGUCAAAGGUCACGCUUUUAUUCUGAAAGUCUGCCGGAAGCUACGUUGUUCCCUCACAGUUGAAGACAGUUAGCAUUCCCUGCAGAUUAUAGAUAUUUCUAAAUAAUAUAAUAUAUAUUUCUGGACCCGGACCUCAGCUCUUUGAUUCUGGACCCGGACAGUAAGUCUUGGUUUCUGAUGCUUUACUUAAAAUAUGAAACUUAAGAGGCUGACGUCACAGUUAGCAUCAGAGCUAACGAGCUGAUAUUUACCUGGUGGUUCUCCAGCUCUAAGGCUCUUACACGUUUCCUUUAACGUGCUGUUACGCCUGUGACUCGGCAUGGAGUCUUUAAAAGCCUUCACUAAAGAGUUUGAUGCUUUUAAAUGAAGGACAGAAAGUAACUACAUGAUGAAGAGGAAAGAGUUCCCAGCAGGAUAAUAACAUGAAGAACAACAAGGUUUUAUUCAGCAUGUCUCUGCAGGGUGUCCUGCAGCAGCGCAUUACUUCGGCGCAAGGCCUGCUUCAGCGGGCGGAGCUGCUGUGGGGGGUGGAGGGGGGGCAGAAGCUCCUGGGUAAGCUGCGGGCCGAGCUGCGCUUCCUGCGGCGAUGUGGAGGGGGGGGUUGUGAAUUGAAAGAGUCUCACCUGCACAGCAGCAACCUGACGCACUUGACAGCCAUCGUGGAGUCCCUGCAGAGCGUGGGGGGGGUGGUGUCCCUGCUGCACGUCUUCAGGUACCGGGAUGCCGCCGGCUGCAGCCGCUCGCUGCUGGUGGACGUGGUGGCGGACGGAGGCCUGACCUGGGUAAAGGCGGUGGGGAGGAAGGCGGAAGCGCUGCACAAUAUCUGGCAGGGGGGGGGACAGUACGGAGACAAGAGCAUCAUCAGCCAGGCCCAGGACUUCCUGUCCGCCAGCCGGCAGCAGGAAGUGCAGUACCGACACCCCCACGUCGUGUUCGCCUUCUACAACGGGGUAUCCUCCCCCAUGGUGCAACGCCUCAGGGACAUGGGGGUUGCCGUCCGGGGGGACAUCGUAGCAGUCAAUGCCAUGAUGGCACAGAAGGGGGAGAAGGAGGAAGAGCCAUUUGGGGAAGAGGAGGAGCCAGAGGAGGAAGAAGCUGAGGGGGAGGAGCCUGAGGAGGAAGAGGGACCAGAGGAAGAGGGGCUAGAUGAGGAGCCCGAAGAAGGGGAGGAGCCAGAUGGAGAAUUGUCCCUCCCCCGGGUGCAGCGCGGCAGGGUUCUGGCCCGCCUCUCGUUCCCGGCGCAGCUGCAGCCUCAGUCCUGCGGUAGUGUGAACCUGGACAUCACGACGCUCAUCAGCUACGUGUCGGCGCUGAGUCACGGCGCCUGUAGGUUCUCCUUCAGGGAGCCCGUGCUUACAGAGCAGGCGACACAGGAGCGUCUGCAGCCAGUGCUGCCGCAGCUGGACGCCUUCAUGCAGGGGAAGCAGCUUUUCGCCUGCGCCGCCGCCGUCACAGACUUCCGUCUGAUCCUGGACACACUGGGGGGGCCGGGGGAGAAGCAGCGCGCCGAAAAGCUGCUGCAGCGGCUGCAGCUGGUGGAGGACCAGCCGUCGCAGCGGACACUGCGCCUCACUCUCAGCAACAAAGUCAACCAACGCUCCAUCAGCAUCUUCGGCACCGGAGACUCACUGAGAGCCGUCACCAUGACGGCAAACAGCCGCUUUGUCAGGGCGGCGGCCAAUCAGGGGAUCCGAUACAACGUGUUCAUCCACCAACCGAGAGCGCUGACCGAGGGAAAGGAGUGGAGGGCCACGCCCCUUUGAGCUGUCAGCUGAUCAGUGUCUUUAUGUAAAUCGUAUGAUCAUCAAUAAAGCCUGUCAUUUCCUGCU
This is a messenger RNA of Eleginops maclovinus (Patagonian blennie), 2065 nucleotides long. It is a transcript of the gene c6h7orf25, whose product is annotated as chromosome 6 C7orf25 homolog. NCBI's taxonomy places the organism in Eukaryota, Metazoa, Chordata, Actinopteri, Perciformes, Eleginopidae. The record is from RefSeq and is a predicted model, not a curated record.